AUGAAUAUUCCACGCAAAAGAUCUGGUUCAAACAGUAAGAAAACAAAAGAGAAAUAUGAAGUGCUUCUUAAAAACGAAGAAAAUGAUGAAGUUAACGAAAAUCUCAUUAAUGAAAUUAUUAAUUCAAACAUUGUUUACGAAAACUUUGAGGUCGAGGUGAUGAAAAUCGUAAAUAUUGAACAAUCUCUUUUUGUAAAGAAGAAUAUCAAUCUACUGAUAAAAGAAUGCAUUAAAUCUCUUGAUUCGAAGAAUUCCAAAAAAAUAUCGAAUGGAUUGAGGAUUUUAGGAAUAAUUUUCUAUUCCACUCUGAAAAAGUCAAAUGGAUUCCUUCAAGUCGUACUUUCUGAAGAAGAACUGGGAGAUUGUAUGAAGACGUUAAUUCAACAUUGCAAUAGCAUUUUGUUGAGUGAAAUUCUCGACUCUCCACGAGAUGUUUGCCUGAAAUUACUGCUAGUAAUUCUCACGAGUAUGGAUAAUCUCAAUCAAAAUUCAAUCAUCGAGCAUCUCAUGGUGAACAACCUUUUCGAACCUUUCAUUCGUUUGUUAAAUGAUCCUGAUUUUCACAAUUGCGAAUUUGGACAUGACGUCGUGUUGCUUAUCACACUUCUCGUGAAUUAUAGAAAAAAUGAAGGAACUAAUCCAUAUGUCGUACAACUGUCAAUACUCGCAGAUGAAUAUGCUUUGAAUUCCUUUGGACAAAUUAUCAGCUCCAAGCUCAUUGAAUUCUGUCGUCUUUAUACUGUCAGUCUCGAAGGACAUUCAACAUCUUGGCUCUCAUCAUUGUCAAAUAUAGUCGGAAAUAUGUUCAUAUCAGAUGACGAUACAGAUCGAACUCUACAAAUCAGAGCUAAUAAUGCAUUGCUUCUCGCUCUUUAUGAGAAUAUUCAUUUGAAUAGAAAUUUCGUGACUACUUUGGCUCACACACAAAACGAAUCGUCGCCGCCAAGUCCCUCAAAUACUUUACAAAACACCGGACAAUCACCAGAUUUAGCUUCUGCUCCAAUCAUUGAAGUGACUCCAACGAAUCUCUUUGUCUCCCUCUUCGAAUAUUGUUCAAUUGUCAUGAAAGAUUACAAACCCGAAUCAAUUGUUAAUUGUAAGCUUUGCUUCCUCAUUCUUACAUGCAUAUCAGAAGAUUCUUACGCAAAUACUCUCAUGCAUGAUGAGAAUUUAAACUUCAAAGUGACGCUUCAUCGUGCACAAAUGCGACAUCGAAACCUGCCAAUUGAUAAAAGCUCAAAACCUCUCGCUGCAACUCUCUUCGAUCUCAUUAUUGAGUUUUCCAUUUCUCACAUGAUGAAACAAAAGUUUCCGAUUGAAUUAUAUUUGUUGAGUGUUGGAAUUAUUCAUCGAUUGAUCGUCUAUCAAAAGAGAUGUCAUGUAAGACUUAAUUUCGAAUGGAAGAAUCUUUGGGCAGCUUUAAUAAAUUUGUUGAAGUUUCUCGUUUAUCAAGAAUCUUAUCUCGUCAAAAAAUGUAACAUUUUCGCUUUGGCAACUCAAGUCGUAAAUAUCUUUAAUCUCUUCAUUGCUUAUGGUGACACUUUCUUAAAGAAAACUUCGAUGUAUGAUGAAUUAUACUAUGAACUGAAUCGCGAGGAGAAAAUCUUUAGUGAAAUUCAUGCUUGUGUUCUUCGCUACACUGCAAUGACUGACUGCGAAUAUAAAGAAGAUGUUUUAAAACUCUUAAAUUCUCUUGUAAAUAUUCUCGCUAUUAUCAAACAUUUCCAGAUAAAAAUCAAAGAGUGGCUUGCCGCAAGAAGCCUUUCAACUCCGACUGAAGAACAAAUAUUGUCUGUUGUUCGCGAGAAUUAUGAUUUAACAUUAAAACUUCAGGAGAAUCUCGAUUCCUAUGAACGAUAUAAUGAAUCGAAGCACAAUGCCUUUUUCAAUGCUAUCAUUACUGAUGUGAUUUGUGAUUUGAGAACAAAAAACUGUGGAAAGUUCCUGAUCGAUGGAACAACAAAUUAA
This is a messenger RNA of Clunio marinus, 1968 nucleotides long. The record is from the annotation of a GenBank genome assembly. Lineage: Eukaryota; Metazoa; Arthropoda; Insecta; Diptera; Chironomidae.